Molecule: messenger RNA, 381 nt
Organism: Candidula unifasciata
Lineage: Eukaryota; Metazoa; Mollusca; Gastropoda; Stylommatophora; Geomitridae
Source: the annotation of a GenBank genome assembly
AUGAAGCUGUUAACACAUAAUAUGUUGACAUCUAGUGUGAUUAAAGGAGUGACCAAGGGCUUCCCUCUGAAGAUCGUGGCCAGCAAGGUAGAAGUCAGAGAGGUUGACUAUAAUGAACCGUUUAUUAUCAAAACACUUUCCAAAGUGGACUGGCCAGCUCUGCACCAAGCUGCCAAUGAGGUUGGCUAUGGAGAAGAUCUGCCAAUAGAACUGGGGGAGGAUUUCCAAAAAGAUGAAACGUUACUGAGAAAAAUUCACAAUGCUUUGUUACAGGUGGAUAUAAUUGAAGGAGAGCUGGUCUGUCCAGAAUCUGGCAGGAAGUUCCCCAUUUCAAACGGCAUCCCCAACAUGUUACUUUCAGAACAUGAAGUCAGCAGCUGA